UUUCCAGAGGCAGUGAUAUCACCAAACAGAUCGUAAUUGGCACUCCUGGGACUGUCCUAGAUUGGUGUUUCAAGAGAAAGUUAAUUGAUUUGACUAAGAUUCGUGUGUUUGUCCUGGAUGAAGCGGAUGUGAUGAUUGAUACCCAAGGAUUCUCAGAUCAGAGCAUUCGUAUUCAGAGAGCUUUACCCUCCGAAUGCCAGAUGCUCCUCUUUUCAGCAACCUUUGAGGACUCUGUGUGGCGCUUUGCUAGGCAAAUCGUUCCUGACCCUAAUGUUAUCAAGUUACGCAAAGAGGAGCUGACCCUGAGCAACAUCCAACAGUAUUACAUGUUGUGUGAGAACAGGAAGGACAAGUACCAAGCUCUGUGCAACGUUUAUGGUGGCAUCACCAUCGGUCAGGCCAUUAUCUUCUGCCAGACUCGUCGAAACGCCAAGUGGCUGACCCUGGAGAUGAUGCAGGAUGGCCACCAGGUGUCUUUGUUAAGCGGGGAGCUGACCGUGGAGCAGCGAGCUUCCAUCAUUCAGAGGUUUCGUGACGGGAAAGAGAAGGUUCUUAUAACAACCAAUGUUUGUGCUCGAGGGAUUGAUGUGAAGCAGGUCACCAUUGUUGUGAACUUUGAUCUCCCUAUAAAACAAACGCAGGAGCCAGACUAUGAGACCUACCUCCACCGCAUAGGACGGACAGGACGCUUCGGGAAAAAAGGCCUUGCCUUCAACAUGAUUGAAGUGGAUAAGCUACCCCUGCUUAAGAAAAUCCAGGACCACUUUAACAGCAAUAUUAAGCAACUCGACCCCAAAGACUUGGAUGAAAUUGAAAAGAUUGAAUAUUGAAGAAAGAAUUUUAUUGUUUCUAAAAUAUCCUAGUUUAUGUGAGAACGUUCCAGUGGAGUUUGAAGGUAAUUUUUCAACAUGAAACUGUCACAGGUGACAAAAUAAGUGUUGUGCUAUCCUUAUUUUUAAGACUUAAGGUCUUUUUGAAACCAAAUUGAUGUGAAGGACAUGAUCUUUUUGAAUAAAAAAUCAAGAUUAUUUCUUAUUCUAA
Galeopterus variegatus (Sunda flying lemur) is the source of this 1041-nucleotide messenger RNA. RefSeq names its product ATP-dependent RNA helicase DDX25. Gene Ontology annotation, molecular function: RNA binding; RNA helicase activity; ATP binding. The transcript is spliced from 5 exons. Gene Ontology annotation, biological process: poly(A)+ mRNA export from nucleus. Lineage: Eukaryota; Metazoa; Chordata; Mammalia; Dermoptera; Cynocephalidae. Gene Ontology annotation, cellular component: cytoplasmic stress granule; nucleus. The record is from RefSeq and is a predicted model, not a curated record. The annotation marks the transcript as partial.